GGCAGCCAGACCUGAAGUGACUUAGGGUUGCUAUGGCUAUGUCCUUGUUACUUCUCAAUUGUCUGAAUGUUCUUUUUCUCCUGCUACAUGUAGGUGAUUGCUUUCAGACGGAACCAAAUCUUUGUGAUUCAAGUUGUGCUGGGUUUCCGACCCCUGACUUGUCCUAUCAGAGAGGGGUGAGGUAUACUUACAGGUAUAGCACAACAAUUAUCACAACUCUUCAUGGCUCCAGUGCUGGCAGGAAUGGACUGGCUUUGGACUGUGUGGUUGAUAUCGACGUGGUUUCCAAAUGUCACCUAAUGAUGCAGAUUAGGAAUCCACAGAUAAAGCGGCUUUCCCCGCAGAAAGAACAUUCUGUGCAGCGUUUAAAGAGCUUGAGGGAGUCACUGGAGAGAACGCGCCUCAAGUUCUCCCUCCAGGGGGGAAAGGUCACGGCCCUCUGUCUCCAGGAGGGGGAGCAGGUGUGGGCCCUCAACAUUAAAAGGGCUCUACUGAGCAUGCUCCAGACCUCCCGCAUGGCCUCCAAACAGGAAUUAGAAAAGGAGUCAGUGCAGUCAGAGCUGCACUGUGCUCAGAAGCAUGGAUCUACAGUGAUGGAAGAGGUCAACUGUACUGAAGUUGUUUCCUUGGCAACAUGGUCCGGGACUGCAGGGCUGGUGAAGACCCAAACGGUGUCGACCUUGCUCCUGCUCAGAGCCCAGCCAGGGAACCCCUCAGGAGCAGAUUCCUUGGGUCUUGGUGUGCUAACUGACCUGCAGUUCAAGGACGAGGGGGCUGCGAUGCCAGGAAAAGCUCAAGCGUCAAAACCUCAGCAAGCCAGUGAAACUUUUGCCUACCUUGGGCUGCAGGCUGCAGUCCCAUUCAAGAAAUUAUAUGAGUAG
Messenger RNA from Cottoperca gobio, 881 nucleotides. Its product is annotated as apolipoprotein B-100-like. Gene Ontology annotation, biological process: lipid transport. The coding region runs from base 33 to 881 and encodes 282 amino acids. NCBI's taxonomy places the organism in Eukaryota, Metazoa, Chordata, Actinopteri, Perciformes, Bovichtidae. The record is from RefSeq and is a predicted model, not a curated record. The transcript has 8 exons. Gene Ontology annotation, molecular function: lipid carrier activity.